Molecule: messenger RNA, 3902 nt
Organism: Tachysurus fulvidraco (yellow catfish)
Lineage: Eukaryota; Metazoa; Chordata; Actinopteri; Siluriformes; Bagridae
Exons: 8
Coding region: 435-3650 (1071 amino acids)
Biological process (GO): regulation of transcription by RNA polymerase II
Molecular function (GO): DNA-binding transcription factor activity; RNA polymerase II cis-regulatory region sequence-specific DNA binding
Source: RefSeq, a predicted model, not a curated record
AUUCGCCCAGUCUAACCUCGCGAACACUGCAUUGGGACUCGUUUUCUUUUUUCUAGCUGUGUUUUGAUAUAUCCGUGUGCUUAGUUGUGCAUUAUAGCAUAGAGAAAGGGCAGUAUAAGUAGUCUAUUAUUAAUAAACGUACCAUUUGAGUCAACAUUAUAGGGCGCAUUAUUUUGGUUAGCUAACUGUUCUCGAUGUUUACGUCAGCUAAGCUAGCUGUCUAUGCUACUAGCAGUUGCUGCUUAAUAACGUUUAAUAGGAUUGGCUAAAUCGAAAGCAUUUUUAAAAGCAAACAUAAGACAUAUGAACGAGUCAAAAAUACAAAAGCAGGAGAUUUAAAUCGAUGCUUUCAAACGCUUGACUGAUUCAACCUAAACAAACAGCAGCACGUCUUAUUUAUCUACAUCAGCUCCAGCUACUCAUUAACCCUGAAGAUGUCUGAAAUCAUCCUCACGUUUCAGACCCAGCUGUCCGGAGUUAUGGAGACAGUCUUUAAAGCUGCUAUAUUUGAAAUCACCAGGUUGGUAGAGGACAGUUUCCUGGAGGAAGUGUCUAGGAGCCGUGAGCAGGUGGAAUCUCUGAAGAAGAAACUGCAGUGGUCUGAAAGCAAAGGCAGAAGAAGAUGUGCUGAAUGUGGCAAUAACAAACUGUCUGGUGAAGAAAGACGAGAUAAAUCAACACCAGCACAAACAGGUGUGGAAAACGCUCGGAUUCUUAAACAGGAGAGAAUUACGGAGGAGAGCUGGAGAAGCUGUGGAGUUGAGAAAGCAGUAGAACUUUCCGGAAUGGUGGAAUCAGAGACUGAAUCCAGGCCAAUUAACGCUGCAGAGCCUGUGGUUCAAGAGAAAGAAAAGAUGGACUGCAUGCUUAAAUCUGAAGCUGUUCACUCUGCCCCUGCUUCUCAGAUACAAGAGGAAUGGAAACUGAGUGGUGAAGUAGCAGAAGGCUCUGACAACUCUGCUCAUAGUAAGACCUACAGUGAGCAGGAGUUACAGCAGAUUCAGAAUGACUGGAGCUCUGGGUUGGAUCAAGCCCCUGAACCUGAAACAGACAUGGAACAUAUCCAGGGUCUGCUCUACAGAAGUCGCUACAACAUGGAAGACUUGGGAAGCUACAGCAACCAGGAGCUGGAUUUGGGAGGGAUGAACGGACUAACAGAUCCUCCUCAGAGAGCUGGAGAGGUUUUGGGAUUCGGGGUGCUAGCAGGUUCAUUGCAGACUGACCUGGGUACAUCUGAGGAAUGCAGAAGACAGCUGAAAAAUAAACAAGGAAACAAAGGCUCUCCAUCGUUACACAACACUUCAGAUACUGGCAACAUGGGCUGUUUGCUUAUUAACGAGGAUGGCUACUUGCAGGAUGUAAGCGGACUCUCUCAAGCUCAAGGUGCACCACCCGGAGACUCACAAGGACACCAGAUCUACAACAGAGAUGCGGUUAAUGACAAUACUGAUUGCUUUUACAGUGGAGAGGCUUUUAGCCAGCCUCUAGAGCUGAAUAACGGACCUGCAGGAAUGUUGGCAGAGAACAGAGAGGACCGGGAGCAUGCUUGCACUCAGUGUAUGAUCAGUUUCCCAGACCAGGUUUCUCUGAAAGCGCACAUGAAUGGUCAUCGACAUCGCAACAUCACCACGUCCUAUCUCUGCAACCAGUGUGGGAAGAAGUUCCCUCAAGCCUGCAAUCUGAAGGUUCACCAGCGCGUCCACCAGAGAGAGGGUCUGCACCUGUGCAGCCACUGUGGGAAAGGCUACACAUCCUUCAGUGACCUGCGGCGGCAUCGGUGCAGCCAGGCUGGAGACAAACCCUACAGCUGCUCGCUGUGUGGGAACAAGUUCAGCCGUCUGUGGAACCUUAAGCUGCACCGGCGCAUCCACACACAGGAGAAACCACACCGCUGCAGCAUGUGUGACAAGAGCUUCACCCGGGCCGACAUCCUGAAGGUCCACCAGCGCACCCACACCGGAGAGAGACCGUAUUCCUGCAGGGUCUGUGGACUCACCUUUAAACGCCUCGACCAUCUCCGAUCACACCAACGCAAACACGGAGCCAAUCUAAAUAACCAACAGAACUACAGGAAGAAGCAGGUGUGUGAGAGUGAGUGUGAGUUUGUGUGUGUGUGUGUGUGUCAGGUGUCACUGUCACUGGGACGCAGCAGGAUGUCAGAUUCACUCCUCCUGACGUUUCAGACUCAGCUCUCCGGGGUGAUGGAGACCGUCCUGAGAUCAGCUAUAUGUGAAAUCACCAGGCUGGUCGAGGGAAGCUUUUUAGAGGAAAUCGGUCGCGGGAAACAAGAGGCAGAAGUUUUGAGACGAAGACUGCAAAUCGUGGAAACAAAACUCGGUGAGAGAGAAAGAGUUAAACGAGUAAGAUGUACAGACUGCGGAAGAACCGGACUGUCGAAGAAGGACACGGGUGUGAGAGACCCCAGGAGGCACAGGGAUGGUGUGGAGUUGAUUUGCGUUACAAAGCAGGAGGGUGUGUCUGAUGCAGGCAGGAGAGUCUGUGAGAAGGGAAGCGGAACACUAGGGCAAGAGGCAACAUCAACCAUCCCUGACCCUGAACUUAAGACUCAAGUGGAUGAAGCAAUAGUUGGAGAUUUGAUGAAGGAGGAGGUUGCCGAUAUCUACCCACACUGUCCCACCACAGCAGAUCACAUUGUCUCCCAGAGCCACAAUGCUGGGGAAAUAUCAGGCAUCCACACAUCACAGCCUGAACACUGGCUCCCGCAGGGAGACAAGUUACCCAGCACCAGUGCUGGGAAUCAGGAUUCAUUGAAACAAAGAGCACAAGCUAAAAAGCCAGACUCUAAAAUGGAGCAUCUGAUACAGACAGCUCAUCUGCAGUCGGAGCUUACGGGGCCUGCUUCAUCCUCAGUGUCCCCUACUGUGAACCAGCAGGCAGGCACUCCAGAAUCAAUGGCCACCAUUAAACAGGAAGUUGUAGUGGUGCUUCCCCCAGAAUGGGAAGAGCUGGACAGAGCGAGGACAGGGACCACGUCCACAGCAAGCAGAGUGAGUCAGGUACGUGAAGAGCUCCAGCACAGAGAUACUCUUCCUACAGGAACUUUAGAGGAAAGACAUAUGGUCUAUCCAGGAACUUGUGGUAAAGAAAGCCAGUCGUCUCAGGUCACACAGCAACUCAGGAUGCUGGUUAAAAAACAGCCCAAACCUGCUGAAAAUGUCAAUGUGCUGGCAUCAAGUUCCCCCACUAUAAAUGUUUCCAGGGUACAUUCGCUACACAAGAGUCCCCCUCUGCCAAAACCUUCUCAGGCACUUCCACAACUCCAGCGCUCCUACACAGACGAGAGAGCCGUCACUGCCUUGCAGACUGGAAGAAAUAUCCCACAGGUGGUCGGCAUCAGAACUCACGGCCACGUGGGUCACCAUUUGGUGAGGACGCCGCACAUCUGCUCACAAUGUGGGAAGGGUUUCUCUCACCUCUGCCACUUGAGAGCUCACCAACAGAUCCACACAGGAGAGAGACAGUUCUGCUGCACGCUGUGUGGACGCAGCUUUACCAAACUCAGCAACCUGAAGGCACAUCGCAGGGUCCACACAGGAGAAAGACCCUACAUCUGCAUGGAUUGUGGAAAACGGUUCACACAGAAAUGCAAUUUGAAAAGACACCAGAGGAUUCACUCUGCUCACAUGUGACAACUGGUAUAGAGCUUCUCAUCUGCCUGACUCUGCUCGCUAAAGGGGCUUUGUGUUUACAGUGUGUAACUAUUCUGUUGUGCAGCUGUCUCUUGUUUUGUAUAUGGGUGUGUGGAUCAUUUCUCCAUCUCUUUUUUAGAUAUAUAAGCAAUAUUGUGCUCAAGACCAUGCAUAGGUGUAGUCUUUUUUCCAUAGUCAUACAAUGUCAUAAAGUGGCACCACUAUGAAUUAUGAAUAAAGGACUUUUUCAUA